Physella acuta is the source of this 1435-nucleotide messenger RNA. Its product is annotated as tumor necrosis factor receptor superfamily member 10B-like. NCBI's taxonomy places the organism in Eukaryota, Metazoa, Mollusca, Gastropoda, Physidae. Gene Ontology annotation, biological process: inflammatory response. Gene Ontology annotation, molecular function: tumor necrosis factor receptor activity; tumor necrosis factor binding. The record is from RefSeq and is a predicted model, not a curated record. Gene Ontology annotation, cellular component: membrane raft; signaling receptor complex.
CAACAGUCCUUGAAAGACGUAUGCCCCCUAUAUAAUUUUUUUUUACUUUGAACGGCUUACUCUGACAGAUCCAGAGCAAAUCAGAGUGACUCAUGGUGGCUAGAGCUUCAGAUGCUAUGAGGAACCGCUGCAAUGUUGACCUGCGUCUACCUGCUUUACCUGUGUCUACAUGGAUCUAAGGCUCUUAGUGCCUGUGACCUUGACAUUCCGAGAACAGCAGGGGGCAUGUUGGCUGACUCAGAAAUGACUCACGCCACAUGUACUGAGGGGAUGUACUUCAACACCGACCUCCAACAGUGUGUCGUCUGCCCCGGUGGCACCUUCAUGACGUCACACAUGGCGGGUAAAAAACUAGCAGCCUGUCGGAAGUGUAGCACACCUGUACAGAACGAGGUAAUAAAGUCUGCGUGCACUCCUACAAGAGACACAGAGAUAAUGUGUGCGCCAGGGUUUUAUAAGGUAAGGGACGCCAGCGACCAUUGUGCCUUCUCUUGUCAGGCUUGCAGCGUCUGUGGUCUAGGUGAGCAGUUCUACAAAAACUACGAGGCGAGGCCGUGUCUAGAGGCUAGUGACACCAUCUGUUGCUAUGACGACAACAUGGAUGAGAACUGUGUGGACAAAAAGACCACGACAACAACAACAACGACAGUAAGAACAACAACAAUGUUACAACUACUAACAGCGAAUGAAUUACCUAAAGCUGCACACUUGCGAGGUUUCAACUCAGCUCAGAUAGCCCAUCGUGUGAAUAUCACUCGUUAUCUUCUCAUUUGUAUUGUCAUCAUAACACACCGAAUCAUGUGACUGUCAUCAGUUAUCUUCUCAUUUGUAUUGUCGUCAUAACACACCGAAUCAUGUGACUGUCAUCAGUUAUCUUCUUAUUUGUAUUGUCAUCAUAACACACCAAAUCAUGUGACUGUCAUCAGUUAUCUUCUUAUUUGUAUUGUCAUCAUAACACACCAAAUCAUGUGACUGUCAUCAGUUAUCUUCUUAUUUGUAUUGUCAUCAUAACACACCAAAUCAUGUGACUGUCAUCAGUUAUCUUCUUAUUUGUAUUGUCAUCAUAACACACCAAAUCAUGUGACUGUCAUCAGUUAUCUUCUUAUUUGUAUUGUCAUCAUAACACACCAUAUCAUGUGACUGUCAUCAGUUAUCUUCUUAUUUGUAUUGUCAUCAUAACACACCAAAUCAUGUGACUGUCAUCAGUUAUCUUCUUAUUUGUAUUGUCAUCAUAACACACCAAAUCAUGUGACUGUCAUCAGUUAUCUUCUUAUUUGUAUUGUCAUCAUAACACAAAAUCGUGUAAAUAUGACCUGCUUCUAUAUUGAAAUGAUAUUGUUUGCCUUUACUAUUAUACUUUGCAAUAUUUUUCUUACGUUCUUGUAUCUCACAUUUAUGUAACUGAAAAAAACCAAUAAACGCAUUCAAUUAUCCA